ACUGUUGGAUAACUAUUAGUAUUGGUCAAUAUUUUGUAUCGAUGAUAUACCGAUGAUCUUUGCCACCAAGACUCCAAAGAAGCCUUCAAUGUGAUCGGGCUUUUAGUCGAAUCGUGGAUUCUUAAGUGAAUUAAUCGUACACAUUUGGAUAAAAUCAAUUCGAUCGAGAAAAGUUUUCCUUUAUACCGUAUAAAAUUUAAGAUUAAUCCUACGUUCGAUGAGAUUUCAAAAUAUAAAAGUUUCCUCGAGACGUGGAAGAAACGAAAGUGAAAUUAAACGAGUAGUUGCGGUUUCGUGGAAAUGUAGCUAUGACAUACCAAGCAACUCGAGUACAAAGGAGCAGUGAUCGAUCUUUCAUGGAUUCCGAUUUAUUGCCUGUGGAAAGUAAUCGAUACGUAGCUUACAAAAUCUUCAAUGCAUCAAUAAAAGGAAAAAAUCUGAAAUCAUUACACUUUAGAGACGGUCUAUUCAAAAACGGACAUUCCUUUUGGAAGUGGAAAAAUCGUGUUAGAAAUAACAGGGAACAAUUAUUAUGGCACUCGAUUUUGCCGCUGGAUGUUUGGGAGGGUGCGCCGGUAUUAUGGUGGGAUAUCCUUUGGAUACGGUCAAGGUCCAUAUGCAAACGCAAGAUUAUCGAAAUCCAAAAUACAAAGGCACAUUUCAUUGCCUUAGAACAUUGAUCACGAAGGAAUCGGUAUUUGGUCUUUAUCGAGGCAUGACGUCACCAAUGGCAGGAGUAGCCGUCGUCAAUGCAAUAGUAUUCGGUGUUUACGGACAGGCACAAAAACACAUGCCUGAUAAGGAUCGUCUUUCAUAUCAUUUUUGGGCUGGUGCAACGGCUGGUAUUGCGCAAUCACCUAUUAGCAGUCCAAUAGAGUUAGCAAAGACCCGUAUGCAAUUACAAUCAUCGACGAAUAGAAAAUAUUCAGGACCGGUGGAAUGUUUAAAAGAUAUUUAUAAAAGGGAAGGAUUUCGUGGUGUAUUCAAUGGAUUGGGUAUAACAUUUUUACGUGAGGCACCAAGCUUCGGUGUUUAUUUUUUAACGUAUGAAAUACUUACGCAAUCGAAGGAACCAAUAUCAACGCCACGAAUGUUAUUAGCCGGUGGAUUAGCUGGAACAGCCUCAUGGUUAAUAUCAUAUCCUUUGGAUGUAAUCAAAUCACGAAUACAAGCGGAAAGUAGUAAACGUUAUAACGGUGCCCUUGAUUGUUAUCGACAAUCCAUACGUUCUGAAGGUUAUAUGUGUCUCUAUAGAGGCUUGAACUCAACGAUAAUACGUGCAUUUCCUACUAACGCGAUGACCUUCGCCGUGGUAACUUGGACUUUUAGAAUUUUUGGAGAGAAAAAUAUUGAAACGUCGAACACCGAAAAAGUCCGAUCGACAUACGAAUCCUUCGUUGGUAGUUGGAUUACCUUUUUGGAGAAUGCUAAUUUCUUAGGUGAAACCUCAUAUCCAACUGUAACGAUUAUGGCCACCGGUUGGAUGCUCCGUGACGUAUUUCUCGCUUAUCAUCACGAUGGUUCGAGAAUAUUUUCCUCGAAAUUCGAUACGUUCGAUCAACGAUCACGUGAUACCCACGAAAUUCCGAAAAUUCAAAUGAGCCAUAAGGACGAUUCCGAAAAUAUUAGAAUGGAAUUUAUCGACGGUAACUAUCUUACCAUAGACAAUAAUUGGAAAUUGCAAUGUCCGAUAAAUGCAUCAACGUCGAACGAUGAACACAAUAAUAUUGUCACGAUUGAACCCACUUAAUUAUCGUAUAUGAUGAAGACGUGCGAUCAUUGUGACGAUAUUACGAUUUAGAAAUUAUUAUUAUUAUUAUAUUUCAUAAUAUAAAGUACAAAAGGAUGUUCACGUUGUUUAACGAGAACUUCGAUAUAUAUAUAUAUAUAUAUAUAUAUAUAUAUAUCGUUAUUGUAAAAUAUAAUUUUAGUUGUUUAACGUUAUUUAGUUCUGAUACGGAUAAAUCUAUAUUGUAUAUAACCGAUGUUUAUAAUGAUUGUAUAAACGGCGUGAUCGUCGUUAAUUUAAAUUGUUCAAUCAAAAUUAUCAUAUGUAUGUACGUA
Vespa velutina is the source of this 2064-nucleotide messenger RNA. Its product is annotated as mitochondrial basic amino acids transporter-like. The transcript has 4 exons. Gene Ontology annotation, cellular component: mitochondrion. Gene Ontology annotation, biological process: mitochondrial L-ornithine transmembrane transport. The coding region runs from base 533 to 1750 and encodes 405 amino acids. The record is from RefSeq and is a predicted model, not a curated record. Gene Ontology annotation, molecular function: high-affinity L-arginine transmembrane transporter activity. Lineage: Eukaryota; Metazoa; Arthropoda; Insecta; Hymenoptera; Vespidae.